AUGGCCAAGGAGGUGGUUCCCAAUUUUCCAGCCAUCCGUCGUUUUCCCAGCUGCGAUAGGCUUCCUCAUAUACCUCGGAAACCAUUGGACGAGGACGGCCUAGUGCACAUGGAUGUACUUCCGAGAAGCAGCCACCGUGACGGUUCUAUGUACGAGUGCACGCACGCGUGGAAGAAACACUACCGUGUCGCGGACCGCAGAGAGACUUCGUUGGAGGCGAUGUCGUUAACGCACCCCAACCGUUGUGUCUUCCUCAAUGGAAAUUGCAGGCGGCAUCCACCUAAUUGCAUGUUCCAGAUAUUCUCGUUGAAGCUGGCUAAGGCUCCUAUUGAUGGCUGGUUGGUGCAGUUGUACGGAUACAUCGCAGUGCGGGAUAAUUUGGAUCCUUUGCUUAAUUAUGUCGUCAGUGUUAGCAGGGAUGAUCCCAUCAUCUUGGAGCAGGGCUCUUCUAUCAAGAUGGCUGGCCCUAAGCGAGGGAUAGAUUUGUGUGGCAAUAUUCUAAUCGAAUAUGACAUGAAGAUCAAGAUAAAUGGACAAGAAAAACAUGAUCUACAAGUCAUCGAUGGUGCAUCAUUAAUACACUUCAAUGACAUGCAGAAUUGUCAAGUGAUCACGAAUCGAAUCGGUGGAGAUUGUGGUGCAAUUGAUAUAACUGCCUCAGGUCUUGAAGAUGCAGUUGAGGCAACUAUAGAAAUUCUCCUAUCAGAAGUGCGAACUGGUUUCAACUUGUGUCUCUCAUGCUUUCCGAGUGAGUUGAAACAAGAAAUCCAGAUCUUCGAUGGUGCAGUUAGUGAGCCAUGCGGCUUAAAGAGCUCGGUGGUUGCUGUAGUUAUAGGUUCUUUUUUGAGCUUCAAGUUCAAGGUGGACUCGGAGUCAUCUGGUUCCAUUGAACGGCAGUGUUCCUUCAGGGCGAACAAUCAUGGCGUUUCAACUCAAAAUAUAAAGACUGAUAUUGCAAUGAUCUCGGCGAAAGUCACUUGGUCGGCUUUGCCUCAGGGGCACUGA
Lolium rigidum is the source of this 1005-nucleotide messenger RNA. RefSeq lists its product as uncharacterized. Bases 1 to 1005 code for a protein of 334 amino acids. The transcript is spliced from 4 exons. Lineage: Eukaryota; Viridiplantae; Streptophyta; Magnoliopsida; Poales; Poaceae. The record is from RefSeq and is a predicted model, not a curated record.